Diuraphis noxia (Russian wheat aphid) is the source of this 831-nucleotide messenger RNA. RefSeq lists its product as uncharacterized. The record is from RefSeq and is a predicted model, not a curated record. Lineage: Eukaryota; Metazoa; Arthropoda; Insecta; Hemiptera; Aphididae. Gene Ontology annotation, molecular function: nucleic acid binding.
AUGAACAACGUGUCGCGUGUCGUUCCAUUUUUUAAAUCUCCGCGUAAAACAUACAAACGCGCGAAAAUUCAAACUGAGUUGGAUGAUUUUGAUGGAGAUAUAGUCAGAAGAAUUAUUCACGACUUUUAUGAUAGAGGUGAGUACCCGACUGCCUUGUCCAUACUCAAUACUUACCGAGAAAAGAAUAAUUACACCAAGUGUAAUGACGGUCGCAAAUUUUUAAUGGAGCGUUUAGACAUAGUUGCUCUACGGUGCACAUUCCUCAGAAAAAUGUGCACACUGCGUAAAAAUAACGAUAGUCACCCUGUUGUAUAUGUUGAYGAGACUUGGGUUAAUCAAAAUCACUCACGAUCCAUUAUUUGGCAGAACAAUGAAGGUACCGAAGGAUUAAAGGUUCCAACUGGCAAGGGUGGUCGACUGAUUGUAUGUCACGCAGGAUGCGCCCGCUACGGAUUUAUUAAGGAUUCAAAAUUAGUUUUUCGUAGUAACACUAGUAAUACUACAGACUACCAUAACCAAAUGAAUUAUGAGGUGUACAAAGAAUGGUUUCUUGAAUUACUGAAUCAUCUUGAAGAGUCCUCUAUUAAUGUUAUGGAUAACGCAUCAUAUCAUUCGACCUUGGCUGAAAAUUAUCCUGAGAGUAAUUCUAGAAAAUCGGAUGUAAAAAAAUGGCUUAACGAUAAAAAUAUUCCCUACAGUAAUCUAGAAACAUUGGCCGAACUUAAAAUGAAGGUCAAAAAUAUAAUGCGACGUGAAAAAUCGUAUCUUCUUGAUGAGUUGGCACUAGAAAGAGGUCAUGAGGUGAUACAAUCCAUAUCCCUGCCAGUAUAA